Messenger RNA from Prosopis cineraria, 411 nucleotides. RefSeq lists its product as uncharacterized. The transcript has a single exon. The coding region runs from base 1 to 411 and encodes 136 amino acids. Gene Ontology annotation, molecular function: zinc ion binding. Lineage: Eukaryota; Viridiplantae; Streptophyta; Magnoliopsida; Fabales; Fabaceae. The record is from RefSeq and is a predicted model, not a curated record.
AUGGCGAAUUGGUCAAACAGAGUUGGACCACGUGUUGAGAUAAAAUUGAGGGAGAAUGUAUUGAGAGCUGAAGUUAUGGUGGCUGAACAUUAUAGUGUGAAUAUGAUACUAGUGAAGAUAGGAAACAAUAACUUGAGAGUGAAUCUAACAUUGCAAGAAUGCUCUUGUCAAGAAUGGCAAAUGGUAGGAAUUUCUUGUGCACAUGCAUAUGUAGCAAUAAAAUUAGUUCAGGGUAAUAUGUAUUCAUAUGUUGAAGAAUGCUACACUAUUCGUGCAGAAGAAAAAAUUUACAGCUCCACAAUGAUUCCGGUGGAAACCAUUGACAUGCCUCAGUUGACCAAGCUAUAUUAUGAAGAUUAUGAAAAGAAUACCUUUUUGGAACCAUCACUGACUACACGUCCCCCAGGGUGA